Loa loa (African eye worm) is the source of this 520-nucleotide messenger RNA. RefSeq lists its product as hypothetical. NCBI's taxonomy places the organism in Eukaryota, Metazoa, Nematoda, Chromadorea, Rhabditida, Onchocercidae. The coding region runs from base 8 to 382 and encodes 124 amino acids. The record is from RefSeq and is a predicted model, not a curated record. The transcript has 3 exons.
AGAAAAGAUGCAGUUGGUACUUCAACGACAUGCGAUUUGUGUAACGAUAUUUGUGUGUCCCAUCCUAAUAACACGAUGCGAAAACAGCGAUGAGUAUAAAGAGGUAUCCAAUAGGCGACUUACCGAUCAGAUUGCCGAGAAAGCCAAGCAAACUGUUGUUGACAUCGGUGAAGUGAUGAAAUCUCAACAAUCUGUCUUGGAAUGUAACGGCAAAAAAUGUCCAAACAACAAUAUUUUCGUGUUUUAUCAAUGCUGUGAAAAUGUUCCUAAAGAAUGUUGCUGGCAUAUUCGAUAUUGGCUCACCAUUGUAUUAAUAUUGGUACUACUUAAAAUGCUUUGGUCUGCUUUGGUAUGGUGCAUACGGAGAUCGUGUCACGAUUGAAAAAGUGACGAAAUAAUUUUUUUUAUCAUUGCUGGUCAACAUCUGAUAAUUGAAAUGAGCAAAUGACCUACCCUAUCCCUUAUAAAAACGACGAUUUAAUUAUUCACUUGAAAUAGGACGUCAUGUCUUGCUCAUGUU